AUACCUUGAGGCUUUGCAGAUGCUAUUAUAUGCGCAAAGUUGGUCUUAAGCUACUAGCGUAUACUUCCUAACAAUAAUUAUCUUCCUCUGUAAGAAGUACGAUUGCUGUUAUGAACCUCAUAGCGCUAGCCCCAUCCAAUUUGCACCGAGGGUCCAUCGAAAGGUUCCCUGUCCAGGGCCUCUUUCUAUCAGCAUAUGCGCUGUAGUGCCUUCUGAUCAUAGUCAACUAGUUACAGCAACGCCAGCGGGGCGCAGUAGUCAAAAGACGACGUCAUGCAGAGCCACGCAAGCCGGCAUGUUGUCUCCGACUUCCUAAAAGACCUCCACCCAGACCUAAGCCAGCCGUUUCCCAAGGGCGUCAUCGCAGAUGAGGUCGCGGAGGCGCAUGGACGACGAGCAAUUCCAAAGCUGAUUGCCGUUCUGGCGCUCCCAGACCUUCCCGACGACCAGCGCGCCCAUGCGCUGCGGAUAUUCAACAGCCUGCUCAGCACACAGGAGCACAAGACCAAUGCGGUGGCCGAGGGCGCCGCCGCGCCGCUGUGCCGCCUGGUGAACGAGUGCCGCGAUGCGGAGGUGCGCCGACUCAGCUGUACGGCACUGGCCAGCCUGGCGCAGGUUAUGGCUGGCCGGCAGUCCAUUGUGUCGGUGGGCGGUCUGGCGGUGCUGACGGAGGCGCUGCAGACCACCCCCGAGCAGGCGGCGGGGGCGCUCAGGUCCUUUGCCCUCUCCAACGACGGCAAUUCGCUGCUCAACGCGGUUCGCUCGCUGGUGGUGCCGGCGCUGGUGCAGCUGCUGCUGCAGCCCGCAGACCCCGCAUUCACACUGGCGGCGUGCGAGAACGCGGCGGCCACACUGGAGGGCAUGACCCGCACCGACGAGGGUGUGUUGGCGGCCCUAGCUGCGGGGGUGCCUCGCUGCCUGGUGGCGCUGACCCGGAGGGGGCUGGAGGGGGACCUCAGGUUCGAGGGGCGGCUGAUGGACCUGUUGCAGCGAGUGGCCACCUGCUUUGAGCAGAUCUGCCACCACCCGGAGGGAAAGGCGGCGGCGCGGGAGGCGGACGCGCACAAGGCCCUGGCCGACCUGCUGUCCCUGCAGCACCGCGAGACCAUCAAGCACUCCGCCGCCGCGCUGAUGGGUCUGGCGGUGGAGAAGGAGAGCAAGGUGAACAUCAUGCUGUUCGCGGGGGUGCAGCUGGUGCGGCUGAUGCGGGGGCAGGACGGCGAGCUGGCGGCCAACGCGAGGGACACGGUGGCGGCUGCGUGCGAGCACCUGGAGGCGAGGAGGACGGCAGAGAUGCUGCUCAGUCUGGAGGAGCGGGAGCUGCUGCUGUGGAAGGGCCCCCCGCCCGAGACGCCGCCCGACUACCGAUACCACAUCGAUAUACCCAAGUGGCACCCGCCGCUGAAAUAGGGGAGGCGGAGAAAGGGGGAGAGAGAAGGGGGAGAAAUGAAGUGAGGGAGUUGCGGGGAGGAGAAGGAGAAAGCCGAGACAGGACGGGUGAAGCGAGGAGGGCUGCAGUAUGAGGAGGGUUAAUUCCCGUGGCCUUUUAGGCGGCAGAGGGCUUGAUGCAUGUACAUACGGGUAUACGAUAUUGCACAAGGGGUUUUAUGGACGAGGGAGGGCGGAGACGGAGGAAUGGGGUGGAAUUAGGAGUCACAGGGCGUGCGGUGCGGGACUGCGGGUGGUGUGGCGGCGACCUGCCCUUCCGUUAUGUAUGCGUGGGCUGCAAGGAGGGGGGGGUGAAGAAGCUCCCAGCUGGAAACACCACGCAACCAUGUUGCUCUGGAUCAAUCGCUGUGUCCUCAUCAGCUGGACGAUUACGAUUUCCCCCCUUAAGGACUGUAAAGUCCACGGUAUCUCGUACACAUCUACCGCUAAGCGGUUGAACAUGACAAAUAGCUACCUGCAAGAGCUCAUGGCCCUUCUUUCGCAUAUGCUUGGAC
Messenger RNA from Astrephomene gubernaculifera, 1943 nucleotides. The record is from the annotation of a GenBank genome assembly. NCBI's taxonomy places the organism in Eukaryota, Viridiplantae, Chlorophyta, Chlorophyceae, Chlamydomonadales, Astrephomenaceae.